Molecule: messenger RNA, 2266 nt
Organism: Chara braunii
Lineage: Eukaryota; Viridiplantae; Streptophyta; Charophyceae; Charales; Characeae
Source: the annotation of a GenBank genome assembly
UCUGUUUGUCUAUAAGAUCUUGCAAACUCCGCACCUCCAAAUGCAGAAAGAAAAAACACUCACGGGCAUGGAGGACUCAUCUUGGGCAAAAUUUACUGUGCAUCCCACCGCCCGGUGUAUUUUAUCCGUUGCGGACAGCGGCUGCUGGGGGGACCAUCACGACCUGCUUACGAUUAGCUUUUGGGAUGUAGACCAUGAUUUACACAGAAAGACUCAUUUUCGAGGGUCUUGUAUAUCCGAGACAGUCUUCCAUUCUGUUGAACGACACAUUUUUCUGACUGGGCACAAGGACGGGACGAUCAAAAUGUGGGAUACCAACUCCAUGGCAGUUCUCCAGACCUUCUACAAGAGUCAAACUCUUAGGGGAGCCAAGGGUCGGGUAGUUACUUCCUUGCGAUUCUGCGCUAGCAGACCCCAGACGUCACUUCUCAUUGCGGGUCAUGCAUCUGGCACAAUACAGGUCUGGGAUUAUCAGAGGAAAGAAUGUAUGGCCACUCUCGAUGUGCAUGAGCAAAAAGUAGUGCAGGCUUUCUUCCAUCCACACUUGCCGUACAUACUGAGUGCAUCCUGCGAUGGAACCGUCAUGGCAUGGAGCGAUUCGGAUUAUCAGCUACAGUAUACACUCUGCAGUGGCCUGACAGGACUGUCAGAUGGCAUUCUUUGUAGGAAUGACAGUAUGCUUGGGCUUUACUCUAAGGAAGAAGCAUUACGUUUCAUUACCUUAGAACAUAACGGUCCCAAACGGAAUGACUUUGAGAACAGCGUGAAAAUGGAAGUGGGGAAUGCAAUCGAAGAAUCAGACAAAAGACUCUGGUUUGAGAAAACGGAUGCACACAGCAUUAAGAGUCUUGUAGCAGAGCUGAUUUCCGUGAGGGUAAAGAGGAGGGCACUGGAGGAGGGACUUGAGAAAGAGAGAGAAACACAUGCACAGAGGAUGAACGAGGUUGAGUCUGAGCUAAGCGAUGUAAGGACGGAGAGACAGGUGUUGGGAGUAAGAUUUGAGACACUCCAAGAAGAGCAUGAGAGAGAAAAAGGCAUGCUCUUAGAGAGAGUCGAUGAGUUGGGGAGUCAAAUAACCAAUCUGAUGACGGAAAGGGAGGAGCUCAAAGAAAGAAUGGAGAGAUCAAAGGUCAGGAUUCAAGAACUGGAAUCCAGGCUGGAGAUGGACGGGGGCGUAGGAGAGAGAUCGGAAAGGUUUGACGGGGUGCCCAGCGUGGUUCCACAAGUGGAAUUUUUACAUCCAUUGAGAGAGUUUUCCCUGGAUGAAUUGAAGACUGCCACAAAUGACUUUCAUGAUGACUCCAAAGUCGAACAUCGACAUUACGGAUGUGUUUACGUGGGAAAGACCACACCCGUCGUGGUAAAGAGAUUCGACGGGGGAAACAACAUGACACGGGACAAGCAUGUUCAGUUGACAAGGGAUUUUGUCGACCUGUUGAAGUCUCUUGAACAUCCACACCUGCAGAAGCUGCUAGGAGUGUGCUAUGGAGGAAAUUGUCUGGUCUAUGAGCACAUGGCCAGUGGAAGUGUGAAAGAGUGGAUCUCCUCCAUUGAAGGGUCUCGAAGGGGCUUCUUGCCGUGGUGUGUACGCCUUCGGAUUAUGGCUCAGGUUGCCCAAGCCUUGGCCUUCCUUCACUCCAGCAAGUCGCUAGGAGGUGGUCCUAUCAUCCAUCGUGCCAUCAAGCCCGAAAACAUCCUUUUGGGUACUAGCAACUUGGUGGCCAAACUUGCUGAGGUUGACGCGGCCCUGCUUGCCCCAGACAGUAAGGAUGUCGAUGCGGCACCUGGAAUGCCCAUGUCCAAUCGAGCCGAUGCUCAGUACAUGGCUCCAGAAUUCUUGCACAGAGAGGUUUUCACUCAGCAGACUGACAUUUAUGCUUUCGGCAUCACCAUCCUGGAGAUCCUCACCGGAAAGUUCAAGGAUGCAUUUGGAAGUAUGGAAGAUGCAGUGGACGAUCCUGCCGUCUUUGGAAGUACCCUGGACCCAAACGCGGGAAGUUGGGAUGUGCAGCUGGCCAUGGAAGCAGCACAAGUAGGUCUGAGAUGUGCGAAUCCCAACAGACGCCUUCGACCGAGCAUGAGGACAGGUGAAGGUGCCAUUUUGCCUGCUCUGGAGAGUAUUGCAAGUAAAGUGGAACUUGCUGACUCGAUCGAGGAUGUGCGAAGGAUGAGCCUUUGCGAGUAGCUCAGUCACCGUGUCGAAUUGGCAGGGCGGAUGUAAAAGGGCUCGAUGGGGGGGGGGGGGCAGUAAAGCUUGUUGAUGAUG